AUGAACAGCACCUCGAGACCCGACGGCUUCAGGGACGCCUUCAUCAAGAACUUCAUCACGGUCUUCCUCUGUGUUGCCAUCAACACCGUCAACGGCUCCUUCCUCUACAUCUACUUCAGGAGUGAGGUGUUCAAGAAGGACCCCAGGUAUGUGCUCUACAUCCACUUGGUGAUAAAUGACAUCAUCAUGCUCACCAGCUCCGUCCUCCUCCAGGUGAUCACCUAUCUCGCGGUCGGGGGGAUCAAUGUGGCGGUGUGCUGCACCAUUCUGGUCGUCAUGGUUACCACCAACAAGAACAGUCCAGUGAACCUAGCCUGCAUGGCGGUGGAGCGCUACAUCGCUGUGUGUCGGCCGCUACACCACCCCCAGCUGUGCACCGUGGGUCGCACCUACUGCCUGAUCGGCCUGAUCUGGGGCGCGUCCUUCAUCGACGCCUUCGCCGACAUCAUCAUCAUCUUCGUGACCCGGCCGCUCUCCUUCUUCUCCGUCUCCAUGAUGUGCUUUGCCGACGCCAUCUUCUCCGUCCGCCAACACAAAGACAAGACCACGGUCGUCCAGGUGGUCCUGGUCUCCAUGGUGUUUCUGACCCUCGUCAUCACCUACCUGAAGGUCCUCUUUGCAGCCAGGAAAGCGUCCGGUGAUGACCAGGUGUCGGCCAGGAAGGCGAGGAACACCAUCCUGCUGCACGGCGUGCAGCUGCUGAUCUGCAUGCUCUCCUACGCCUCGCCCAUCCUCACCAUGCACCUGAUCCGGACCUUCCCCACCAACUUCCGGAACAUCCUCUUCCCCUGCUUCCUCCUCACCAACGUCCUGCCGCGCCUCCUCAGCCCCCUCAUCUACGGCGUGCGCGACCAGAAGUUCAGCAACCAGCUCAGACUGCUCUUCUCCUGCAGGAGCUCUGGGCCCGGGGAGGGCGAGAGACUGAAGCCCACCGCAGGAGAGAGAGUCCGACCGAUGAAGGGCAAGAGAGAGACACAGACAGCAGGGGAGAGAGGGAGCUCUAGAAAGAUGAAUAAACAGACCGGACGGCCCUAG
Molecule: messenger RNA, 1035 nt
Organism: Gadus chalcogrammus (walleye pollock)
Lineage: Eukaryota; Metazoa; Chordata; Actinopteri; Gadiformes; Gadidae
Product: odorant receptor 131-2-like
Exons: 5
Coding region: 1-1035 (344 amino acids)
Biological process (GO): G protein-coupled receptor signaling pathway
Cellular component (GO): membrane
Molecular function (GO): G protein-coupled receptor activity
Source: RefSeq, a predicted model, not a curated record